AGUAAAGUGAUGGUCGCCGACGCAGUAGAAUAAGACUUUUGUGUUGUUUUAAUUUCUCGCUUAAAUUAUUCUGAAUAUUAAUUUAUAUUAUAUAUAUAAUUUAUUAAAUUUGAUCUUUCGUUUUUAUUGCGUUAUCUGUGAAUUACGAAUUAUUUGAAUUUUAUGCUGCCAGUGUCAAGCAAUAUGCACUUAAUUGCAGCAGGCCCAUCCCUUUACUGAGAAAGGGGGGCUCUUCAGUCACAUUGCACUGAAUCAUCAACAACAAAUGAUCAAAUGAUCAAAUGAACAGAUGAACAGAUGAAGCAACAAUAUUAGUAACAAUAAAACUAUUGUCAACAAAUGGAAUUGUGCAAAUGAACCACCUUGCUGCAGUGUGUCCUCAACUAUAACGUCCACAACAAGUAACGUCGAAAUAAUUGGAAAGAAAAUUAUAUAAAAAAGUAAAAAAAAACCAGUCAACAAAUUAUAUCAAUUAUAUGAGCAACAAUUACAACAAUUACAAUAGUUGACGCAACAAACAACAGCAACAAACUUAAUUUAAAAAACAAAUUUAGAGAGAAAAAUGCAUAAAUUACAAGCUCUAUUAAGCUUAGACGCUGUCAUGCUAAUUAGCGCGCUUUUACUGCUCACAUUGCAGCUACACCUCUGCCCUGCGAGCGCUUGGAUGCCCGAUGUACGCCCAGAUUUGCAACCAAAACAAGAUAUUAUUAUCGCCAAGUUCUUAGGAAAUACAACGGAUUAUUUUAAAAUUUUGGAUCAUGACGAUGCUACCAUGCUAGUUGGAGCAAAAGAUGUUAUCUACAAUAUAAGUCUAAAUGGUUUACUUGAGAAUAGUCGUUUGGAGUGGUACUCAUCAGAUGCAGAUCGUGAACUUUGUGCGCUAAAAGGUAAACACGAAGCAGACUGUCACAAUUACCUGCGAGUUUUUGCACGUGUUAGUGAUGGCAAGAUCUUGAUAUGUGGCACCAAUUCGUACAAGCCGCGAUGUCGUCACUAUAAACCACUAAGCGAAGUAAAACCAAAUACAGCGCCUAAAUAUGAGAUUGUGUAUGAUGUUGAGGCUCAAGGUCUUUGCCCCUAUAGUCCAGCACAUAACAGCACUUAUGCAUAUGCAGAUGAUCAAAUUAUAACAACGAAUCCAAUUUAA
Teleopsis dalmanni is the source of this 1147-nucleotide messenger RNA. RefSeq names its product semaphorin-1A-like. Gene Ontology annotation, biological process: neural crest cell migration; negative regulation of axon extension involved in axon guidance; axon guidance. Gene Ontology annotation, molecular function: semaphorin receptor binding; chemorepellent activity. NCBI's taxonomy places the organism in Eukaryota, Metazoa, Arthropoda, Insecta, Diptera, Diopsidae. Bases 563 to 1147 code for a protein of 194 amino acids. The transcript has 5 exons. The record is from RefSeq and is a predicted model, not a curated record.